Brassica napus (rape) is the source of this 1082-nucleotide messenger RNA. RefSeq lists its product as uncharacterized. The record is from RefSeq and is a predicted model, not a curated record. The transcript is spliced from 2 exons. The coding region runs from base 94 to 570 and encodes 158 amino acids. NCBI's taxonomy places the organism in Eukaryota, Viridiplantae, Streptophyta, Magnoliopsida, Brassicales, Brassicaceae.
UAGUAAAAGAGAUUGGCUUGGAGAAGACGCGGAAAAGAGAAGCAGAGUGAAAAAAAAAAAAGACGGCGGCGAAGAAGAGAAGCAGAGAAGAAGAUGGCGCAGCAUGUGAAGGAUGUGGUUGAGGAGAUGAAUGAGUUGAAGAAUCUGGUCCUCGGUUACGAUGGGGGAUAUCCACCGACGUCGAUUCCGGCUUUGAAGGUCAUUCUCACUUUGAUCGAGUUUGUAGUGAAGGAAACCAAAGAUCUCCUUAGAUUCGGAAAGUUUGAAGUAGAGAAACAUCCCUUGCCGAUGGUGCCCAACUUCUCGUGGGAACCCCAACCAGCGAUGAUGAUCCCUUACAUCAUUGAAAUGAUCGAUGUGUUUGUGCUGGAUUUCGAUAUGAUGAAGAUUCGGGUCAACAGUGAGGGUCCAGGUUUUGUGUUCUUUCGAUAUUAUCUGGAUCGUUUCAGAUCGAGGACGGUAGAGUCGAUUGGUGAUCUUGUAUGUAAAGAGCUCACGGCACAGAAGGCCCAAGAAGUUCAUGUUAAAGUUUGGAGUGCUAAGAAACUAACGGUGGACGGACUGUUGUAGACAGUUUUACUGAAACCCCAAAUCACCUCGCUUCUAUAGAGAAGCUGAAGAAGAUUCAAGAGUUUCUCUGCGAGGUGAUUAACGACGGACGAGUCUUCUUCCUGAAGAACAGCUUCUUGCCACAGGGAAAACGGAGGAGUCUGUGGAGCAUAGUCCACUGCGGUCUUUGAUGAGACAGCACAAGUUGCACGCCUGGGAUUUGGUUGGUGUUGUUGCUGAUUGUUUUGAAGUCUUGUUGGGUAGUUUCAUUUACAGCUUGAAGAUGAAGGACUUAGAAGAACUUUCUGCCUUUGUGACAGCAAGAAAGGUGUAGAAGAGGGAGGUGUCUACCCAGAUGUUGAAGCCUAGUAGGUGAGGUGAGGUGAGGAAAUGUGUCUAGGAGCUUGAAUUUGGUUCGUUCCUUCUUUUAUGUGAAUAAAGACAAAGUUACAUCCUUUGUUGUCUAGACUUUGUUGAACAUUUUCAGCUCUCACUUAAUUAAGUUCAAAAUAUCUGUAUCAGAUUCUCCUUUU